Molecule: messenger RNA, 3954 nt
Organism: Durusdinium trenchii
Lineage: Eukaryota; Dinophyceae; Suessiales; Symbiodiniaceae
Source: the annotation of a GenBank genome assembly
AUGGGACCCCGAAUUCCGAAGCUUUCUGAGCCCCUGGACCGUCCAGCACCCAGUUCUGCAAGGUAUUGGCGGAAGCCGUUGCCCGUGGAGUCCAAGCACGAGCCGGGCCGCCCGGUGGCGGAGAGCCCCGUGACGUUGGCGGACCGCGAGGCGGAGGCGAAGAUGCGGCAAUUGAUCGAACAGAGGGCCAUCGGGCUUUCAGAUGCCGCAUCCGGAGAAUCACCGUACCGCCGCCGUUUGGGAACUCCGUCCGCUCUGCGUCCGCAGCGUGCAGCGAUCGCACGGUUCGAAGCCCCGCCUCUCUGGACGCCCCGCCGCGAAGCCCCAUGGCGAUCCGGCGGCUUCCCCACUCCGCUGGAGUGGCCCUUAAGGUUUUCGAGCAGCGACCUCUUCCUGCCCACGGACCAGUUUCAGCAGCGACACUUGGGCCCGCUUCCCUCGGAUGUGCAAGAGAUGUGCAAGGUGAUUGGUGUGAAGGAUUUGGCUGAGCUUAUGGAGUUGACCAUCCCCGCCUCCGUGCGGCGUGAACAGCCAAUGGAGCUGCCUGAUGGGCGCUUGGGAGAAUCCGGAUCUUUAGCCUUGCUCAAAGAGAUGCUAAGCAAGAAUGUCAUUGCCAAGAACUACAUUGGCAUGGGCUAUCACGGCUCACAUGUGCCAGGGCCCAUUCUCCGAAACCUUUUGGAGAAUCCAGGCUGGUACACGGCUUACACUCCAUAUCAGGCUGAGAUCUCACAAGGUCGCCUUGAAUCUUUGGUGAACUAUCAGACCUUGGUGUGUGAGCUCACCGGGAUGGAAGUGGCCAACGCCUCCCUGCUGGACGAGGGCACCGCCGCGGCUGAGGCCAUGGCCAUGAUUGCGCGGGCGGUGAACAGCAAGGCCAAGAACCAGUUCUUCAUCAGCGACAGCGUCCAUCCACAGUCCAUUGACUGCAUCCGCACCAGGGCAGAGUACUUCGGGAUGGAGCUGGUGAUUGGUGACCACACCACCACCGACUUUGCUUCCAUGGACAAGCUUUGCGGUGCGUUGGUGCAAUAUCCCGACACUCGUGGCCGCUUCUUCUCUUUCGAUGGUAUCGCGGAUGCCUUGCAUAAGAACGGUGCCUACUUCGUGGUGGCGGCCGACCCCUUGAGCCUGGUCGUGGCCAAGCCGCCCAGCGAGUUUGGCGCGGACGUGGUGGUGGGCUCGAUGCAGCGCUUUGGAGUGCCCAUGUGGUUCGGUGGCCCUUCCGCCGCCUAUUUGGCCACCUCCAAGAAGCAGGUCCGUCGCAUGCCGGGCCGCUUGAUCGGCGAGUCCCUGGAUCGCCUGGGCAACCCCGCCUAUCGGCUGACCCUGCAGACCCGCGAGCAGCACAUCCGCCUGGACAAGGCUACCAGUAAUGUUUGCACCGCCCAGGUGUUGUUGGCCAAUAUGGCUGGCAUGUAUGCGGUGUAUCAUCGCAAGGACGGUCUGCAACGGAUCGCACAGCGGGUGCAUGGCUUGGCGCAGCUCUUCGCCUCCGAGGCCGCCAAGGCCGGUGUGGCGGUGACCAGCAGCGAGGCCUUCUUCGACACCGUCACAUUCGAGACCCCCAAGGCCAAGGCGGUCCUUGAGGAGCUUCAGAAGCAGAAGAUGAACUUGCGGCUGUUGGAUGACAAGACCUUGGCUGCUUCCUUCGAUGAGACUCACUUAGAGGCAGACAUUGCCGUGUUGGUGGCCGCCCUGAAAGCCGCCGGCGCUGCCACGGGCGCCGGUGCCGGCGCCGUUGCGGUGGAUGGAAAGCUGCCGACGGCCUUUGCCAGGACGGGGAAAUUCUUGGAGCAGAAGAUCUUCAACAGCAUUUCCUCGGAGACGGAGCUCAUGCGCUACUUGCACACCUUGCAGAAGAAGGAUUUGGCGCUGGAUACCUCGAUGAUCUCCUUGGGCAGUUGCACCAUGAAGCUGAACUCCGUCUCCUCUUUGGCCCCCUGCAGCUGGCCGGAAGUGGCCAACAUGCAUCCCUUCGCUCCGGCCAGCCACACCGCUGGCUACCGGGAGAUGUUGGAAUCCUUGGAGAAGUAUUUGAUCAGCGUGACUGGCUUCGACGCUUGCUCCCUGCAACCCACCAGCGGUGCGAGUGGUGAGUAUGCGGGCUUGCUGGUCAUCAAGAAGUACUUGGAAGCCCAGGGACAAGGACAUCGGGACGUGUGCAUCAUCCCCCGCAGUGCCCAUGGAACCAACCCCGCCAGCGCAGCCAUGUGCGGCAUGGAGAUCAAAUGGAUCGAAGAUUCUAGAGGCAUGGACAUUGCAGAGUUCAAGGCCUUGUGCGCAGAACACAAGGAUCGCCUGGCAUGCCUGAUGGUGACCUAUCCUUCGACUCGAGCAUUCUUCGAGGAUAACAUCCAAGAGAUUUGCGCGACAGUGCACGAGUUCGGUGGACAAGUCUACAUGGAUGGCGCCAACAUGAAUGCGCAGCUGGGCUUGACCUCUCCUGGCAUUAUCGGCGCAGAUGUUUGCCACUUGAACCUCCACAAGACUUUCAGCAUUCCUCACGGUGGAGGAGGACCUGGCCUCGGGCCCAUUUGCGUCAAGAAGCACUUGGCCAAGCAUCUCCCAGGCCACUGUGUCGUGCAGCCCUCCAGCGUUGGCAGCGAGCCCGCUGGCGCCGUCUCCGCGGCACCCUGGGGACAGGCCGGCAUCGCUUGCAUCCCUUGGAUGUUUUGCACCAUGUUGGGAAAGCAGGGCGUCCUGGACAGUGCCAGGUAUUCCAUCCUGAACGCCAACUACAUGAAGUCCCGUUUGGAGCCCCACUUCGACAUUGCACCCACCAACAAGAACAACAAGUGCGCCCAUGAGUUCAUCAUGGACUUCUCCGAGAUCCGCAAGAAGACCGGCAUCGUCGAGGAAGACAUUGCCAAGCGCCUGCAGGACUAUGGUUUCCAUGCUCCGACCAUGUCUUGGCCUGUGCCGCACUCCUUGAUGAUCGAGCCCACCGAGUCUGAAGAUAAGGCCGAGUUGGAUCGCUUCUGCGAUUCCAUGAUCUCCAUCCGCAAGGAGAUUGCUAAGAUCGAAAGCGGUGAGUGGCCCGCGGAGGACAAUCCCUUGAAGAAUGCGCCACACACUCAACAUGAGUGUUGCGCCAGCGAAUGGACUCACCCGUAUAGCCGGGAAGAGGCCGCCUUCCCUGCGCCGUGGCUCUUACAGCGUGGCAAGUUUUGGCCCACCGUGGCAAGGGUCGACAACUCCUUGGGGGAUCGCAAGCUCAAGCUGUAUCCCAGCCAUGGCAUCAUCGGCGAGGAGUUUGGAACUCUUCGGUCAGAGGCAAAGAUGGUAUGGGUCUUAGAUCCCAUUGAUGGCACCAAGUCCUUCAUCACAGGCAAACCCCUCUUUGGCACACUCAUCGCGUUGCUGGAAGACGGGAAUCCAGUCCUGGGUGUCAUCGAUCAGUGUGUGCUCCGAGAGCGCUGGGUGGGUGCAAAUGGCCGCACUGUCUUCAACAAGAAGCCUAUCCAAGCUGCGGAUCGUUCUUGUGCCCGUGAGCUGAAAGAGGCCAUGAUGUACAGCACCACGCCACACAUGUUCGGCGCCGGCUACGAGGCCCAGCGCUUCGACCAACUGCGCCGCGCGGUGAAGCGCCCGCUCUACGGUUGCGACUGCUAUGCUUAUGGCCUUUGUGCCUCUGGAUUUGGUGCCGAUCUUGUGGUCGAAGCAGACUUGGGUAUCUAUGACUACAUGGCAUUGGUGCCGGUGGUGCUUGGUGCCGGUGGAUUGAUGACGGACUGGCAUGGCCGGCCGCUGACCUUGCAGAGCCACGCGGUGUCACGAGGGCGGGUGGUUGCCGCAGGAAACGAAGAGCUUUGGAAGGCGGCGGUCAAGAUCUUGAGCUCGUGUGUGCCAGUGUGGCCGGAGAUCUCAUGGCCAUCCUUGGCGACAGGCGCAGUUCUGGGCGCUUUGGCCGCUGGACUCCUCCUGCGCCGGACCGCGUCCGGUCAGCGGUAG